Molecule: messenger RNA, 2360 nt
Organism: Juglans regia (Persian walnut)
Lineage: Eukaryota; Viridiplantae; Streptophyta; Magnoliopsida; Fagales; Juglandaceae
Product: proline-rich receptor-like protein kinase PERK7
Exons: 9
Coding region: 137-2008 (623 amino acids)
Biological process (GO): protein phosphorylation
Molecular function (GO): protein kinase activity; ATP binding
Source: RefSeq, a predicted model, not a curated record
AUCGAUUCUCUCCUCCCUUUGGGAAUGCUUCUCCUGCCCUUCUCCAUCAGAGGCCAUCCAUCGUUUGGAGGAGCGGUGGGAUUUGCUCUACACCGUUUGAGGUCAACUUAGGUGGGGGACUCCAAGUACUCCUCAAAUGGCUUCGGAUUCCAGCUCGCCACCUCCAUCGGACUCUCAACCUGUCCCAGCUACUCCUUCACCACCAUCACCACCAGCCUCAUCACCACCAUUAGAGGAAUCUCCACCCUCACCUCCGCCACCACUAGAGGAUUCACCUUCGCCACCAUCCCCACAAGACUCAAAUGCUUCUCCUCCUCCGCCUUCCUCUUCCCAAACACCUUCACCUCCUCCCCCAUCUAAUCAAGGAGGUGGUAACAAUGAUUCACCAACUCCGCCACCACCUCCACCUCCACCUCCACCUUCAACACCAACAACACACACCCCGUCCAAUCAUUCUCCACCUCCUCCACAUCAACUCUCACCAUCAAGACGCACGCCUUCUGAUUCUAAUAUGUCAGCGCAAUCGACAAGAGUACCUCUAAUAAUAGGAGUUGCAGUUGGGGCAGGGUUGUUGCUUCUCGUCAUGAUCUUGCUUUACUUUUCAUGCAAUAGAAAGAAGAAGAAACAAGAUCAGCAAUACUAUCCCUCCCAAGCACCCAAAGGUGGUGGAUAUUAUAACGACUCAAGAUGGAACAAUGGGCCCGAAAGGCCUAACGAACACAUUGUUAGUAUACCUCCGGCUGGGAGCAAUGGAGCUUGGCCAACGCUGCCUCCGCCUUCGACAACACUGCCUCAUGUGUUCAUUAGCAGUGACCAUAGCUCCAAUUUCUCUGGUCCCGCCUUGCCACCCCCACACCCUUCUCUAGCUCUCGGGUUCAGCAAGAGCUCCUUCACCUAUGAUGAGCUAGCGGUUGCAACCGGGGGCUUCUCUCAGGCAAACUUAUUGGGUCAGGGAGGGUUCGGCUACGUACAUAAAGGGGUGUUGCCCAACGGCAAAGAAAUUGCAGUCAAGAGUCUAAAAUCGGGUAGCGGGCAAGGAGAGCGCGAGUUCCAGGCCGAGGUUGAGAUCAUUAGCCGUGUCCAUCAUCGUCACCUUGUGUCACUUGUUGGGUAUUGUAUUGCAGGAAGCACGAGGAUGUUAGUUUAUGAAUAUCUCCCCAAUAAAACCUUUGAAUUCCACCUUCAUGGGAAGGAUAGCCCAACCAUGGACUGGCCCACCAGGCUCAAAAUCGCAAUGGGAUCAGCCAAGGGGCUUGCUUACCUGCAUGAAGAUUGUCACCCUCGCAUCAUUCACCGGGACAUCAAAGGUGCAAAUAUUCUACUUGACUUCAGUUUUGAAGCCAAGGUGGCUGAUUUCGGGUUGGCAAAGCUAAGUCAGGACAACCACACUCAUGUGUCUACUCGCAUCAUGGGUACCUUUGGGUAUUUGGCUCCCGAGUAUGCAUCAAGUGGCAAGCUAACUGAGAAAUCAGAUGUUUUCUCGUUUGGUAUUAUGCUUUUGGAAUUGAUAACUGGAAGGCGGCCUGUGGAUCUCUCGGGUGACUUGGAGGACAGCUUAGUAGACUGGGCUAGACCUCUUUGUGCACGCGCAAUGGAGGAGGGAAACUAUGAUGAGCUGGUAGAUCCACGUCUGGAGAACAAUUACGCCCCCCACGAGAUGGCACGCAUGGUGGCAUGUGCUGCUACAAGCAUUAGGCAUUCUGCUAAAAGGAGACCAAAAAUGAGUCAGAUUGUUCGUGCCUUGGAAGGUGAUGUCUCUUUGGACGACUUGAACGAGGGAAUAAAACCUGCCCAAAGUUCCAACUUCAGCUCUAGCGGUUCUGAGUAUGGCGGAAGCUCAUACAUCACUGACAUGAAGAAGUUUAAAAAGAUGGCAUCGGCCAGCAAUGAAUACGGAAGCAGUGAAUAUGGAGCCACGAGCGACUAUGGGCUCAACCCUUCCUCCUCAAGCAGCAGUGAUCACUCUCAGGAAAUGGGCAGGAUAGGGAGCCGGAGGCAAGGUCACUGAGCAAACUCUUGACAACCCAACUUUGUAAACUAAGAGAUUAUGAAGAAACCCGAUCCUUUUGGAGCCUAAAACCACAUAAAAUUGGGGUUACAAGUACAUGCCGCUCUGUUGAAAUGAUCCUGAAACUCGCGGAUCUAUCUUACCAUCUUAAACGACAUUGAUGCGGUAUAUAGAGAUCCUGGUAACUCAAUGUCGUUUAGGUAGUCGGUCAAUUUGUAAUGCACUUUAAUGUUUCUUAAUUAACAAGACAAGAUGAUUUGACGGAUUGUUUUUAUACUUUUGGGAGCGAAUCUAUGCGUUUGUACCGAUAUUUAUAUAAGUAUUGUUUGUAUUUGAGUAGUUUAUUUAUGCA